AUCCAAUUUCCAAUCUAGGGUUUAAAUUCAUUUCAGUAAACGUAUAAAUACCAAUCUCCACCGUUUCGUCAUCUUCCUCUUGCUCCAGUCGCCGUCUUCAGUCCCGAGGGUUUUUGAGCUCACUUCACCUCUCUUCUCGACUCCCUCCGCGGCCUGAGCAUCCCCUCGAGAACUGUCGAAAUGGCCGUCACUUUCUCAGAUCUCUACGCGGAGUCGGGCCUCAAGGCUCUCGACGAGUUUCUCUCCGGCAAGACCUACAUCUCCGGGCAUCAGCCGACCAAGGACGACAUUAAGGUGUUCGCCGCCGUUGUUGCGGAUCCCGGGAGCUCGUUCCCCAAUGUCAGCAAGUGGUACGGCUGUGUGUCUUCGCAUCUAGCUGCCAGCUUCCCCAGGAAAGCCGCCGGAGUGAAGUUCGGAGGUGCAGCUGCUCCAGCUGAAGAGCCUAAGAAGCAGGAGGCUGCUGCAGCAGAUGACGAUGACAUUGAUCUCUUUGGUGAGGAGACGGAGGAAGAAAAGAAGGCUGCAGAAGAGAGGGAAGCUGCUAAAAAGUCCUCGGCUAAGAAGAAAGAGUCUGGAAAGUCGUCUGUCCUCAUGGACGUGAAACCUUGGGAUGACGAGACUGACAUGAAGAAGCUAGAGGAGGCUGUUCGGAGUGUUAAGAUGGAGGGUCUCUUUUGGGGAGCUUCAAAAUUGGUUCCGGUCGGCUAUGGUAUCAAGAAGUUGCAGAUCAUGCUCACCAUUGUUGACGACCUCGUCUCGGUGGACAACCUCAUCGAGGAUCACCUUCUCACGGAGCCCAUCAAUGAGUACGUCCAGAGCUGCGACAUCGUCGCCUUCAACAAGAUCUAAUAGUGUCUCAUCGGUUUCCUCUGUUCUUACUAUAAAAAGAAAGGGAAAAAAAAACCAUUUUGGUGUGAUGUUUUACUUAACUGUCAUUAGUCCGGUCCUCAUAAUUAUUUUUCUUUGGCCGAUCUCCGAUUUCUGGCCAUUUUUGUCAUUUUCAUCGAAGAUCGAAAGACACAGAACACUGGAUUUGGUUAAUGAUAUGCGGUAUUUUUGUUGAAUGGCAAUACCUUGAA
This is a messenger RNA of Punica granatum (pomegranate), 1079 nucleotides long. The record is from RefSeq and is a predicted model, not a curated record. Lineage: Eukaryota; Viridiplantae; Streptophyta; Magnoliopsida; Myrtales; Lythraceae.